AUGACCAUAGCAUGUCUCAUAAAAUUUCUAAUCAAGCUACAGAAGAGUGUAACAUUUCGCCUCAAUUUUCAUUACAAUGCGGAAAACGAUAUUAUGUGGAUGAGAGGAGACCUUUUACGCAAGACCACCUCGGCAGGAGUCUUCCCCGGAAUACUACACAACGCUUGUUACGAUCAAUUUGCGAACAUUGCUAUUGACGUGGAAACGUUGUUUUCAAAUAAUUUUCUCCAAGGUCAAGCGAUUGUACUUGCUGCAGAUCAAUUCCGUCCAACAGAUGACAUUCGUACCUUACCUUUUUUUGAAACUUUCGCCCCGAAAAAGUGGUAUUUGAUUUACUCCAGAUCAGACCAAAAGGGCUUGGCUACUGAGACUUCGGAUCUACUAUUAGCUCAUAUGAAGCGCAAUGAAAAGGGAAGAAAGGAAAGAUUCGAUUCGAUCAUGAAACUCAAAGGUAUUGAAGGAUGUCUAUGGACAUGGCCAGUAGUUGAAGCUAUUCUGGAAUCCGACUUAUCUGAAGACAAAAAAGGUUGGAGGAAUAACAUUAUUGUGAGAUAG
Messenger RNA from Botrytis porri, 555 nucleotides. RefSeq lists its product as uncharacterized. Lineage: Eukaryota; Fungi; Ascomycota; Leotiomycetes; Helotiales; Sclerotiniaceae. The record is from RefSeq and is a predicted model, not a curated record. The transcript has a single exon. The coding region runs from base 1 to 555 and encodes 184 amino acids.